Messenger RNA from Dermatophagoides pteronyssinus (European house dust mite), 617 nucleotides. RefSeq lists its product as uncharacterized. Lineage: Eukaryota; Metazoa; Arthropoda; Arachnida; Sarcoptiformes; Pyroglyphidae. The record is from RefSeq and is a predicted model, not a curated record.
UGAUGGUGAUAAUAAUGAUGAUGUUUCAAACAGAAAUAUCACUCAAUCGACCGAUUCAUUGAAUGUAUUGAGGAAUUUAUUUAAAUUUCGUAACCGAAAUUCGCAAACUAAUCAUAAGAAUUAUCGAAAUUGUUCAUUACGUUCGAAUAAAUCAUUAAUUGAUGAUGGCGAUCUUAAUGAAAAAAUGAUCAAUGAUCCAUAUGUUGAAACAAUUGAACAUUUAAAAAUGAAAUCAAAAUUACAACAUAAACAUCGUCAAUUAAAUGAAAAAUGUCUUCAGCAACUUAUCAUUGAUUGUUUCUCAUUGAAACAAAAACUAAAACAUUAUUAUCAAAAACAUCACCAAGAAUUAUCAGCAAAUGCUGAUAAUUUGGAUCAAUAUUUUCGUUAUCGUGUACGUACAAAUGAUUUACAAACCAAGAUUGUUCAAAUGAAUCAAUCCAUAGACACUUAUCGUCAACAAUACCGGAACACAAUGGAUCAAAUACAUACAUUAAGUAAUUCCAUACAUAAAAGCAGAAAUGGUUUAUGUGACAUCCAAUCAUGAGAUGGCAACACUGUCGAUGAAAAUAAUUUUGUAUAUCCCAAAUUCAUAAAUUAUUGGCGGGAAAACAACA